AUGUCCUUCCUCCGACGAUUCUCCUCAGCCGCAUCCUCCUUCAUCCCUUCCAUCCCCAACGCUCAGGGUAUCCCAGCUUCCCACGUCCCUCGUCGACCCACUGAGACCUUUUCUCGAACGUCCAAAGCGUUCAUAGAAGAAGACGAUAUCGACGAGAAAGCUUCUAGGGCAUCAUGGGAGUUGUCAGAUAACGAGUCCGUCUCUUCCAAGGGAUCAGGAUCAAGUAAAUCCGGAGCUUCUUUCGCUACUUCUUCCGGAUCCAGUGAUCUCGAUAAGAAGAGUUUCGACCAGAGUGAUGAUUCCAGCUCCGAUGAGAGUGACGACUCGAUACUUGAUAGAGGAGGUAGACCAAGGGAUAGAUAUGAUAUGAUGGUCAGACAUCUAUGGAACGUUGCGGAGAGACAAGGGUGGUUCAGAGAUGCAGAUUUUGAUGGUCUCGUGUCCAUUCGAGUGAAGAAGAGAGUCUUGCGAACAUACCCCGAACCUAAAAACUCUAAGAGGGGUGCAAGAGAGUUGGGAAGGAGGAUCAAAGAAUGGGAUGCUGCUAUAUCCACCUUGAAUCCUGAAGUAGCCAUGAAAAUCACUAGUAAAGUCGUGCAAGCCAUCAUGGCUAGAUGUGCUGAAGACGCUAUUGAAAUUACUCUCGAUGUCAACACCCGUAUUCAAAUCCUUGACGAUCUCACUCAACUAGCUGGUGCCCGUAAACAUCAGUUUGCGGCAUUCGUGCGAGCAGAAGCAUGUUUGGUGGUUUGGGCAGAUGAAGUAGAGACCUUGAUUCCAUCCGCCGAAGCUUUGGAACAACGUAUGAUCGCCUAUGUAUGGUCAGGAAGACACCAUGAAUUGAAAUUGCUCGAACCCGAGGACGAGUCUGAGGAUGAGAUCGACGAGAAAGGAGCUGAUGAAGAAGGAUGGGUAGAUAGAGAUGCUGAAAGAGAAAAGGAGCUGGCGGAUGCAGAUGGGGAUGUUGAUGAAGAGAAAGUAGGAGGUAAAGAAGGUGAUUGGGAAAUGAGAGACAGAAGACCAGUCAUGCUUUACGCUCCGCUUGUUUCUGGUUUAGCUAUGAUCUUGACGUUCGUCUUCAUUGGUUCCGGUAUAAGAAACUUGAUCAAAGAAGUUAUGCUUGAUGGCUCAUAUGCUCGUAUGGCACUUAUUGCUACUUCACCUUUUGGUUAUUUGCUCUCCAUUUUCUUCUCCAUCUGUGUUAUGGGUAACUUGUGGCAAAUCUUCGGUCCCGUUGCUCAAUGUCAUCAAAACUCGUCUUUCUAUUCUGGUAAAGCUCCUACAAGGAUGACUGGUAGAUUACCUCAUAUCACCAUCCAGAUGCCUGUCUACAAGGAAGGUCUGGAAGGUGUUAUCAUCCCUACGGUCGAAUCGUUAAAAAAGGCUAUUACUACUUACGAGCGACAAGGUGGUUCGGUGAACAUCUUCGUGUUUGAUGAUGGUAUGCAGUUGUGGGACGAAGAGGAACAAGAGAUCAGAAAGGCUUACUACGAUCGUAACAACAUCGGUUGGACUGCUCGACCUAAACAUGGUAAAGAUGGUUUCAUCCGAAAAGGCCGAUUUAAAAAGGCUUCAAACAUGAACUUCGGUAACAAUCUGUCUUUAAGAGUUGAGGAGAUCAUGGAUGAACUUCGACCUGCUGCCGACGAACAAUCUGACCCUAACUGGCAAUGGACCGACGAGGAUGAGCGAGAAAUCUACGAUGAAGCGCUUGCUACGGCUCUCGAGGAAUCUCAAGGUAUCGCUUGGGCUGCUGGUAAUAUCCGGAUUGGAGAACUCAUUUUGAUCAUUGAUUCCGAUACCAGAGUACCUGAAGAUUGUUUCUUAGACGCUGCGUCUGAAUUCGCUCAAUCGCCCAACAUCGCUAUCAUACAACAUGAAUCUGCGGUCAUGCAAGUUGUCGGUCACUUCUUCGAAAACGGUAUCACAUCAUUCACAACUCGUAUUAACACUGCGAUCUCCUUCUGUGCCGCCAAUGGUGAAGUGGCUCCUUUCGUCGGACACAAUGCGUUCCUUCGAUGGGCAGCUAUUCAAGACGCCGCUUUCAUUGAUGCCGACGAUGGUAUUCGAAAGUGUUGGUCUGAAUCACAUGUGUCCGAAGAUUUCGAUCAGGCUUUACGAUGUCAGAUGAAAGGAUGGAGUUUGAGAUGGGCUUCUUACUCUAACGGUGGCUUCCAAGAAGGUGUAUCUCUUACUGCUGAUGACGAGUUGAAUCGAUGGCAAAAAUACGCUUAUGGUUGUUCCGAACUUCUUUUCCACCCUUUGCGAAAAUGGUUCACCAAAGGCCCUAUCACCCCUCUUUAUCGAUCUUUCGUGUGGGCCGAUGGUAUCCCUCUUCAUUCCAAGAUCUCCGUGUUGGCUUAUAUCUCAUCUUAUUACGCCAUUGCUUGUUCCUUGUUGCUCUCUCUCGUUAAUUGGGUAUUGAUCGGUCUAUUUGACGACGUUUUGGAUCUGUUCUACCUCGAGUCAUGGCAAGUGUUCUUGACAUGUAUUGUCAUCUUCUGUGGUCUCUCCAAUGUCUCCUCCGCCUUGUUUCAAUACCGAUUAAACACCAAUUCACUCGGUAAUGCCUUGGUACAAAACUUCAAAUGGAUCGUUUUCUUCUUUUUCUUUUUCUGUGGAAUGUCAUGGCAUUUGUCAACCGCCUUGUGUGCGCACUUGACUGGAUAUAACAUGCAGUGGGCAUCAACCGUGAAGGAAGUCGAAUUAUCGCAUUUCUUCAAAGAAUGGCCUGCCAUGUGGAAGAGGUUCUGGGAUAUCUGGAUCGUCUCUUGGGUUAUGAUCCUCGGUGUGGCUUUCAUGGCUUCGCCCUUAGUACCUAUGGGUUACAGAAUUACCAACUUUACUUGUAUCCUUCCUCUGAUGGCUCAAGCAUGUUCGCACUUCUUAUAUCCGAUUGUGUUGAACCCCUGGUUGCUGUUGUUCCAGUUCUGA
This is a messenger RNA of Kwoniella botswanensis, 2934 nucleotides long. RefSeq lists its product as uncharacterized. Bases 1 to 2934 code for a protein of 977 amino acids. The record is from RefSeq and is a predicted model, not a curated record. NCBI's taxonomy places the organism in Eukaryota, Fungi, Basidiomycota, Tremellomycetes, Tremellales, Cryptococcaceae. The transcript has 12 exons.